Molecule: messenger RNA, 2600 nt
Organism: Manis pentadactyla (Chinese pangolin)
Lineage: Eukaryota; Metazoa; Chordata; Mammalia; Pholidota; Manidae
Gene: MATN4
Product: matrilin 4
Exons: 11
Coding region: 420-2294 (624 amino acids)
Molecular function (GO): calcium ion binding
Source: RefSeq, a predicted model, not a curated record
GGGGAAGUGCCUCGGAGGCUUCCAAUGCGUUCUGGCUGCGGAGAGCUUAGCCUCCCAGCCUCCCGCUGUUACUGAAUUCCGGCCCCGCAGUUCCAGUCUGCGGCUCCAAGGGUGGCAGGAGCCGGGGGUGCCGCGCUUGCCCCGCCCCAGAGCUCCGAGGGGGGGGGAACGCUCCCUAACGGUGGGAGGGGUCGCAGCCCGCACUCCCCCUCCCAACCCGCCAGCCCUGGGUUAAAUGCGGCCGCCGCCUCCGCUCGCUUCAGCUGCCUGGCAGUCCCCGCCUCGGGCACGCUGCCUGCGCUGUUACCUGGUCCAGCUGCCCAGGAGGCUCCGCCCGUCGGCUCCGCUCUGCGGUCGCGCCUCCGAGUGGUCCGGCAGGCUCAGGCUCUGACACCUCCGUUCUCUGUCCUCCAAGCGCCAUGAGGAUCCUUCUAGGCUCGCCGCUGCCCGUGUUGCUGCUCCUUCUCCAGCCCUGGGAGACCCAGCUCCAAUUCGCAGGUCCCAGGUGCAGUACUGGGCAGCUGGAUUUGGUGUUCGUGAUUGACAGCUCGCGCAGUGUGCGCCCCUUCGAGUUCGAGACCAUGCGGCAGUUCCUGGUGGGCCUGCUCCACGGGCUAGACUUGGGGCCCAACGCCACGCGGGUCGGCGUGAUCCAGUAUUCGAGUCAGGUGCAGAGCGUCUUCCCGCUCGGCGCCUUCUGGCGCCGCGAGGAUAUGGAGAGCGCCAUCCGCGCCCUGGUGCCGCUGGCGCAGGGCACCAUGACCGGGCUCGCCAUCCAGUAUGCCAUGAACGUGGCCUUCAGCGUGGCCGAGGGCGCGCGCCCGCCCGAGGCGCGCGUGCCCCGUGUUGCUGUCAUCGUGACCGACGGGCGGCCCCAGGAUCGUGUGGCGGAAGUGGCGGCGCAGGCGCGCGCCCGUGGCAUCGAGAUCUACGCUGUGGGUGUGCAGCGCGCCGACGUGGGCUCUCUGCGCGCCAUGGCGUCCCUCCCACUAGACGAGCACGUCUUCUUGGUUGAGUCCUUCGACCUUAUCCAGGAGUUUGGCCUGCAGUUCCGGGGCCAGCUGUGUGGAAAGGACCUGUGUGCAGAGGGGAGACACGACUGCCAGCACCAGUGUGUCAGAGCCCCUGGCACGUUCCACUGUGCCUGCAGCCCCGGCUACCAGCUGGCUGAAGACAACAAGAGCUGUGUGGCCAUUGACCUGUGCAUGGAAGGGACCCACGGCUGUGAGCACCGCUGUGUCGGCUCCCCAGGCUCCCACUUCUGUUGUUGCCAAGCUGGCUUUGUACUCCAGCAGGACCAGAGGAGCUGCAGGGCCAUUGAUCACUGCAGAUUUGGGAACCACAGUUGCCAGCACGAGUGUGUUAGCACCUUUGGUGGGCCACAGUGCUACUGCAGAGAGGGCCAUGACUUGCUGCCUGAUGGAAAGAGCUGUCAGGCCCGGGACUUCUGCAAUGGUGUGGACCAUGGAUGUGAGUUCCAGUGUGUGAGCGACGGCCUCUCCUACCGUUGCCUGUGUCCUGAGGGGCGGCAACUCCAGGCAGAUGGCAAGAGCUGCAACCGGUGCAGGGAAGGCCACGUGGACUUGGUUCUGCUUGUCGAUGGCUCCAAGAGCGUGCGACCGCAGAACUUUGAGCUGGUGAAGCGCUUUGUAAACCAGAUCGUGGACUUCCUGGACGUGUCCCCCGAGGGCACGCGCGUGGGACUGGUGCAGUUCUCGAGCCGCGUGCGCACCGAGUUCCCGCUGGGCCGCUACGGCACAGCGGCUGAGGUGAAGCAGGCGGUCCUGGCCGUGGAGUACAUGGAGCGCGGUACCAUGACCGGCCUGGCGCUGCGCCACAUGGUGGAGCAUAGCUUCUCCGAGGCGCAGGGCGCGCGGCCACGCGCCCUCAACGUGCCUCGCGUGGGCCUGGUCUUCACCGAUGGCCGCUCCCAGGAUGACAUCUCGGUGUGGGCAGCGCGGGCCAAGGAGGAAGGCAUUGUCAUGUACGCCGUGGGCGUGGGAAAGGCGGUGGAGGAGGAGCUGCACCAGAUCGCCUCGGAGCCGGCCGAGCUGCACGUGUCCUACUCCCCGGACUUCAGCUCCAUGACGCACCUGCUGGACAACCUCAAAGGCAGCAUCUGCCCGGAGGAGGGCAUCAGCGCUGGGACAGAGCUUCGGAGCCCUUGUGAAUGCGAAAGCCUCGUGGAGUUCCAGGGCCGCACGCUGGGGGCGCUCGAGAGUCUGACUCACAACCUGGCCCAGCUGAUGGCGCGCCUGGAGGAGCUGGAGAACCAGCUGGCCACGCAGACCUGAGGGCUGCCGGAGGCCCAGUUCCGGGCGGGGACACAGCCCCGUGGACUGCCCUUCGUGCGCCGUCGGGGCGCGUGGCCGGGCUGAAGCCGGGCCCCUCGGGCCUGGGCUGUCGGGGAGGAGGCGCUGGCGGGCUCCCAGCGCUGCGCUCGAGCCGGCCUCGCGUGGACCAGAACUGGCCUGCGGGGCGCAGGGAGCGCGUGGGAGGUCCGCAAGCCCUCGCCGCGCACUGCGCUCAGUAACUUUGUUGGAUUUCCUUUCUGGCUUCUUUUUAUUAAAAAAAAAAAGAAAGAAAUCCGGUUUCCACCG